Dreissena polymorpha is the source of this 8132-nucleotide messenger RNA. Its product is annotated as resistance to inhibitors of cholinesterase protein 3-like. The record is from RefSeq and is a predicted model, not a curated record. Bases 32 to 1063 code for a protein of 343 amino acids. Gene Ontology annotation, cellular component: neuronal cell body; neuron projection; intracellular membrane-bounded organelle. The transcript is spliced from 7 exons. Gene Ontology annotation, biological process: protein localization to cell surface; synaptic transmission, cholinergic. NCBI's taxonomy places the organism in Eukaryota, Metazoa, Mollusca, Bivalvia, Myida, Dreissenidae.
CAUGUGACUAAAUGCUUUUGUAGCUGUCAAAAUGGAUUUUCAAACAUUUCGCAUUUAUGGCUCAAUGGCAGUUAUAUUGGGAUGUUUUAUAUUUCUUUAUCCUAAAUUACUUCAUCCGUUAAUACUCACCAUGUUUGGAAUGCAUGAACAACCAGGCAAUAGCCGAACUGAAGAUAUGCUUCCACCUUCAUUAAGAGGUCAACACCCUCACCUGGCCAGUCAGCAGGAUGAUGUGCAUGAAAACAUCAAGAAAAUGAGACAUGGUCCACAUCCUGGUAUGCGCGCUGCGGCAGCGGAGCAGGCCAAGCAGACUAAGGGUUCUUCAGGUCGUGGCGGCAUGAUGGGUGUCGUAUUGCCAAUGUAUGCCAUUGGUAUAGUGGUCUAUCUGGUUUAUACACUAGUCAAGGUAUUCGGCAAGAAGAACAACAAAAGCAAAUCAGACCAGAGAAGUAGCCCUACUCGUGGCCAGGAAACGCCCCAGCAGUCGGACACUCCAGAGGGUGAAGAAGGUAGAGUAUCCCCUGACGCAUUGCAGAGGCAGCUUAAGAAAUUGCAGGCAUUUUCUAGUAGCUUGCAGGAUAAUGAAAUGAAGGGUAUGGACAUGCGCAAGCUGCAGGAGCGCCUGGCGGAAACUGAAGCCCAGAUGUCCAAGAUCCUGCAGGCCAUGCAGUCUGUACAGAACAAGAUGGGCGAUGUGACUGCACCCAGUAGCUCCACCAAUCAGAACGCAAGCGCUGCGCAGAAGGCUGAAGAUGGGCAAAAUGUAAACGAUAUCAUUGGGAGCUCUACUGAGUCGACCCCAGACUCUGAGAGCUAUGAGAUUGUGAACAAGUCUGACAGGGAGUCCAGCGGGGAGGAGCAAGAAGGGAGCCCUCUGGAAACACUGGGUUCGAAAACAAGGGAAGAAGAAAAUAAUGAUGACGAAACCAAAAAUGAUGCAGAGAAAGAAGAGGAGGGAGAUUGCAUUGAAGAAGUCCUGCUGGAUGAUAUCAGCAAGCCUUCUGAGGUGGACACGACUGUGAGAAAGCGUCUGGUCAAGGCUGAGGACACAGUGGAUUCUUGAGUGCUGCUGAUUGAUGCAGUGUGUCAAUUGUGUCUUAAAUUGAUGGGAGAUUUGAUCACUGUUACAGCUACCUUAUAUUUGCAGGUUUUAGGUUUUUGUGUAUGGAACUUCCACGUUUGGAUUGCAGUUUUAUGUUCUUUUGCAAUUGUUUAAUUUUGCAAAGACACUCUUAUAGGUGGGGCAUCAAUUUUUUACCAUUCCUUGAAUUUAACACAAACUGACGCGAAUUCCUCUUUUUUCAAAAAAUAAAAAUUCCAUGAAUUUACCCGUCCACAAAAAAGUGAUUUUUAGAAACUUCAUGCCAAUUAAAGGGGCCUUUUCAUGUUUCCGUAAAUUGACAAAAUAAAAAAAAUCAGAUUCUCAAAUUUCGUUGUAGUUAUGAUAUUUGUGAGGAAACAGUAAUACUGAACAUUAACCAUGCUCUAAAAUAUCCAUUAUAUGCAUCAUUUGACGAUUAAAAAACCUGAAAAUUAUAAAGCGUUGCAACGCAAAACGAUUGAGUAAUUUGGAGAGUUUUGUUGUUGUUGUUUUAUUUUGUAAAACUACGAAAAUUGCUUAUAUAUAGUAUAAAAUUCAUCACUCGCUGUAUGAGCACGGAUGGCCUAGUGGUCUAAGUGUUAGACUUUUACUCCAGGGGUCAGUGGUUCCAGCCCAGUUGAGGGUUACUUUUUUCUUCCUUUAAUUUUUAUCUUGUUUUUUACUGGAGCAUUUAAGAUCCAAUGUUUACAUUUAUCAAUAUAUAGCAUUUUAUGACGGACUUCAAUACAUGCCAAAAUUAGUGAAAAGGCCCCUUUAACAAAUUGGGAAAUGAAAAACAGCGUGUGUAUGUAUUGAGCAGUAAUUUAUUUUAAGACAUAAUUGCAUUGUAAGAAAGAACACAAAACAAAAUUAAAAGUACACAGUCAUUUUAUUCAUUUUUGUAUGAAUACUGUUAAAUAACAUGUAUUGGUAAUUUAGUGUAAUAUUUUGGCAGUUUAUUGACAGCAGUAAUAGAUAGUUAUAGUUAGAAUUCCACUGGUUUUCAAGAGUUGCCACAUGGAAUUUUUGAAAAAUCUAGACAUCAAUGACAGGAUGGUGUCACGCUUGCUUAAAGUAAUUACAAUUUAUUAUUAUUAUUUUACAUAUGUACCAGGCAUAAUCUAGUAUAUAUAUAGCUCCAUAUAUACUAUAUCCAACCUCCAUUGAAAAUAUCAAUACUCCUCAGUAUAUAUAUAUAUCUCCAUAUAUACUGUCCAAUCUCCAUGUAUUAUUUGUAUUGAGCAGUAAUUUGUUUAAUAAACUAGUUACUAUUAACGUUAAAAGUGUGAAGUAUACGCCGGAAAGUAGAGGGUUGUAUGCUGAAUUCACCAUGGAUAUAUUCCUGUGAGUCUGUCUGUCACACAUUUUGACAUUUGGUUGCGGGGGUAUCUAUCACUGCUUGGACAUGCAUUAAUUAGAGUCUAGUUUAGGGUUUCAUAGUUUACCAAAUUGUUUCUACACAGUUUUAUUAUUAGAUUCAGUAAUGGGAAACUUAGCUGUUAUUGUUGUUAUGUAAUUCUUUCAUCAAAAUCCAUAAUUUUUCUUAUCUUGGUCUUUGUUUGCUGCAUUGGACAGAGCAAUAUAAAGAUUAAGUAAAUAGCAACAUGUCAAAAAGUAAGUGCAAUAUGAUAAUACCUGUUUAAUUAUAAAUAUGAGGUUGUAUUACUAUUUUUGUUUGGUUUGCACAAUUUGUAUUUGCCAGGAUUUUUAAACAGAAUUAUUGUAAACAAAGAAAUCAAAAAUUGUACAAAAAUACUGAGACUGUGUUUUUUUUUACCAGCACGCUAUUGUCCAAGUUGGCAAUGAAAAAACAAAAAUUGAACUUGGUUAUAUUUGUUUACUUAUUCUACUCUGGUCUACAUUAAGUUAAUAUUUAAAUGCAAUUUUUUAUUUUUGUUCAUUUUAUGACUUGUGAUAUUACAUAGAAUCUCUAUUUGUUUGUAAAUGCCUACCGAUAUACUUUCGGUAUACUUUCAGUAUUUAAUCUCUCUGUAUUGUAUGGGCUGAUACCUUUUACAUUCAGUUUGUUGUUUCUAUUCAUGCAGUCUUUAGCCGUAUGAUAUGCACUUUAUGUUUGAUGUUGUCUGUACCUUUUUGAAUGAGUUAUGGUAAUGUUUGAGUUUUUAUUAUUUUGUUCAUAUAUAUUGUUGCCCAUUUUUCUUUCAUCAUAUUAACUAUUUUUUGAUCAAUUGAUAGUUGUUUAGACUGCAUUUACAUUUUUAUGCCCCCAGAACAUAGAUUCUGGGGAUAAAUUAAAAUCGCACCUGUCCGUUAGUUAGUCCAUCCGUCCGUCCGGAUUAGUUUCCGCUCAAUAAGUCAAGCAAUUGUCAUCACAUCUUCACCAAACUUCAUGAAAAUGUGUAAGGCAAUAACAUCUAAGUCAAGUUCGAUAAUCAGCCAAAUUGACCCAGACACUCUUGAGUUACGGCCCUUGAAUCAUCGUAAAAUUGGGGUUUUUCUCCUCAAUAACUCGAGCAAUUGUCAUCUGAUCUUCACCAAACUUAAUGAAAAUGUGUAAGGCAAUAACAUCUAGGUCAAGUUCGAUUAUCGGCCAAAUUGACGCAGACACUCCUGAGUAACGGCCCUUGAAUCAUCGUAAAAAAAAAUAAUUCUCUUUUCUGCUCAAUUACUUGAGAAAAUGUCACAGGAGCUUUGCCUCACUUCAUGAAAAUGUGUAAGGCAAUAAUAUCUAGGUCAAGUUCGAUAAUAUAGCAUUUUUCGGGGGCAUGUCAUCCGAUGGAGACAGCUCUUGUUUUUAAGUAACCUGAAGUUUAAUUUUUCAUGAGCAGUUCUUGAACUAUUUGAUCUCUAAUAUUCCCACUCAAUGUAAUAUAUUAGGGAUGCAAGAGGUUAACCGGUUAACCUACCGAAACAACCAAUUAACCGUUUACAUUUUCUGGAAAAGGUUAACCUGGAAAAAUAUUUGAUUGUUUUUUUUCAUGGAAUAUUUUACUUUUUUCGCAUGACAUACUGCCAACUUGUGCUGGCGACUAGUUAGAACAACAUGCUGCACCAUUGACGGUAAUAUAUAACGUGUCAACAAUAAAAGAAAUAAAACAACUAAUCAAUAAUUUUGUAAAAACAAAUAGGGGUACGUUUAGAUAACCGACACUAUUGUUUUUUUUUACUCACUAAAAUUUAACUAGCGAACUGCAGUGAGAGGGAGCUAUAAGUGAAGAUGUAAUUGACACGUUUUAUUGAACAUCCAACACUGAUUGCUCACAAAAAUACCGUGUUUAUAAGUAACAAUUUUAUCAAGAAUUGCAUUUGUAGUUAAAAUCUUGACGAGUUAACAUCGUGUUUGUUUAUCAAAAAUUAAUAUCAUUGUAAUAAUUUACGUUCAACGAAUCCACCAUUCAACAAAUCCACCAUAGUCAGAUGCAAAUUUUAUUUAAGAAAGCAAAUUAUUAACUUAUUAAAUAAUUAAACAUCACUUAAAAAUAUUUAAAAAAUAGCACCGUUAAAUUGAGUAUUUGUGUAAUUGCUUAAAAUUUGCGCGUUAUGGUACGCUAACAAACAUACGAAACUAUCAGUAUUUGAGAUCAUAAUACUUAGUUACUUCGCUAUUAAAUAAAUAAACUGAUUUUAUUAGCGAGGCUGUUUUGGGAGACCCGAGGUAUUGUCAUAGCCUGCUCGUUGUCCGCCGGCGUCAUGCUAAAACCUUAACAAUGGCUCUAAAAUCAAAGUGCUUCCACCUACAACUUUGAAACUUCAUAUGUAGAUGCACCUUGAUGAGUUCUACACGCCAAACCCAUUUCGGGUCACUAUGUCAAAGGUCAAGGUCACUGUGACCUCUAAGAAAGAAAAAAAAUUCUGACAAGCUUUCGCAGCCGAGUGUGGCACCUGUUCUUUUGUUAAAUAUUCAACUUACAUUUCGUUCAAAAUUAAUUUAAUUUGCAGUCCUGUCCUUUAUUUUACCCACAUUUUUUAAUUGUACAUUGUAUAAUGAAAAUCAAACAAUACUACUUCGGCUACAAACGCUAAAAUGCAAACUACAAAAUAUGCAAUUAUCGAAUAAGAAGAGAUAUGGAUUCGUUGAACACAAAUGACCCACUUUACGUUGAAUUAAAAGGGGAAAAAACAUAUAUUAAGCCAAUUUGAGUUUCAACAAGAUGCAUUUGUGAAACACAAUGUCCCCCUAUAUGACGUUUGACUUUGAAGGAUGACCUUGACCUUGUGAAGGAUGACCUUGACCUUUCACCACUCAAAUUGUGCAGCUCCAUGAGAUACACAUGCAUGCCAAAUAUCAAGUUGCUAUAUUCAAUAUUGCAAAAGUAUUCAUAAAAUAAGCGAUUUGGGCCACAUAUAUUUGACCUCUGACCUUGAAGGAUGACCUUGACCUUUCACCACUCAAAAUGUGCAGCUCCAUGAGAUGCACAUGCAUGCCAAAUAUCAAGUUGCUAUCUUCAAUAUUGCAAAAGUAUUUAUAAAACAAGCGAUUUGGGCCACAUAUAUUUGACCUCUGACCUUGAAGGAUGACCUUGACCUUUCACCACUCAAAAUGUGCAGCUCCAUGAGAUACACAUGCAUGCCAAAUAUCAAGUUGCUAUCUUCAAUAUUGCAAAAGUAUUCAUAAAAUGAGUGAUUUUGGCCAUAUAUAUUUGACCUCUGACCUUGAAGGAUGACCUUGACCUUUAACCACUCAAAAUGUGCAGCUUCAUGAGAUACACAUGCAUGCCAAAUAUGAAGUUGCUAUCUUCAAUAUAGCAAAAGUUAUUGCAAAAUGUUAAAGUUGGCGCAAACAGACAGACCAACAGACAGGGCAAAAACAAUAUGUCCCCCACUUCUAUAGUGGGGGACAUAAAAAUUAAAACCGAAUGAACAAAGGAACACACCAUUUUUGUGAGCGAUACGACGCGAACGUAAUAUUAGCGGCCCAACCAAAAAUAAGUUAAUUACACGUAAAAAUGAACAUUGUGUAGUUCUUUAAUUUUUUACUCCUAUGCAUUUACGCAGGAAAAAUAAAUAAAAUAUAUAGCAUACAUUUAAAAAAUUAUUAAAAUAAAUUGUAUAAUACUUUUUAUUACGAAACUGGCAGGUUAUCAAUGCAAGCUAUUUCAAAUUUUUGUUUCUACAGAGGGUUUGAGCGGUAUGACAUUUUUUACGUACUCUAAAUCAUUUUAACUACUUAGGCGGUUGGGUUAACUGGUUAAUAACCGGUUAUGGAAAAAUGUUAACCAGUAAAUUAUUUUUGUAACCUCUUGCAUCCCUAUAAUAUAUAAUGAAGUUCUUGUUGAAUGUAUACCAUGGGUUUUGAUUACAUAUUAAUUCCUCCCCCUCCCCCCCCCCCCAUAAUACAUAAUAAAGGAUUUGUAAAAAGUUAUUUUGUAUGAUGAGUCACUGUUUGGUAUAAUCGUGUUAUUUUCAGUUGUUCAAAAAAUCCUUUAAUAUUCUUCAUUUGUUUAAUCAUUUUUUUAUUAAAUGUGGUGUUGUGGGUGAAAGCCUUUUGUGUGAAGCUUUUGCAAACUUAUAAAGUCCGUUUUUACGCACACAUAUAUACAUACAUUAUCUACUCAUUCUGUUUACAAUCUUCAUUUGCAAGCAACUAAAUCUUCGUGGAGAUGAUUUCAAUUGGUUUGGAUUUGAAGAGGCAAUACAUAUACAACAUGUUUAAAUAUACGUUCAUGUUAGAUGACAGAAGCUCAAGUACAAAACAGGAUUAUUUUGGCAAUGUGAAAGGAUCUGAAUUUAUUGCAUAAUUUUUCUUAACCCAUUUAUGCCUAGCGUCUAGAAAAAAGACCGUGACAAACAGUGUAGACCCAGAUGAGACGCCGCAUAAUGCGGCGUCUCAUCAGGGUCUGCGCUGUUUGCUGAAAGGCAUUUCUGUAAGAAAUAUUCUAAAUAUAGAAAUACAUAUACUAGACAUCCCAAAUUUUGGAAAUAAAUAGAUCCAAUUUAGAAGGAUGGGAGAGUCCACUAGGUGUACAUGGGUUAAAUCAGAUGUUUAAUACAUGUGUAGUGCAAUUGUGUUUACAAAAUAGUCUUAUUUGUUUAAUUUAGUUUAUUUAUAUAUUUUGGAUUUAUUUCUGGGUGUUUAUUAUGCCCCCCUUCGAAGAAGAGGGGGUAUAUUGCUUUGCUCAUGUCGGUCGGUCUGUCGGUCGGUCCACCAGGUGGUUGUCAGACGAUAACUCAAGAACGCUUAGGCCGAGGAUCAUGAAACUUCAUAGGUACAUUGAUCAUGACUCGCAGAUGACCCCUAUUGAUUUUGAGGUCACUAGGUCAAAGGUCAAGGUCACGGUGACCUGAAAUAGUAAAAUGGUUUUUGAAUGAUAACUCAAGAACGCAUACGCCUAGGAUCAUGAAACUUCAUGGAUAGAUUGAUCAUGACUCGCAGAUGACCCCUAUUGAUUUUGAAGUCACUAGGUCAAAGGUCAAGGUCAAGGUGACCCGAAAUAGUAAAAUGGUUUCCGGAUGAUAACUCAAGAAUGCAUAUGCCUAGGAUCGUGAAAUUUCAUGGGUAGAUUGAUCAUGACACGCAGAUGACCCCUAUUGAUUUUGAGGUCACUAGGUCAAAGGUCAAGGUGACGGUGACCCGAAAUAGUAAAAUGGUUUUCGGAUGAUAACUCAAGAAUGCAUAUGCCUAGGAUCAUGAAACUUCACAGGUAGAUUGAUCAUGACUCGCAGAUGACCCCUAUUGAUUUUGAGGUCACAAGUUCAAAGGUCAAGGUCACGGUGACCCGACUAGUAAAAUGAUUUUCGGAUGAUAACUCAAGAACUCUUUUGCCUAGGAUCAUGACACUUCAUAGGUACAUUGAUCGUGACUUGCAGAUGACCCCUAUUGAUUUUCAGGUCACUAGGUCAAAGGUCAAGGUCACAGUGACAAAAAACGUAUUCACACAAUGGCUGCCACUACAACGGACAGCCCAUAUGGGGGGCAUGCAUGUUUUACAAACAGCCCUUGUUUUGCAUUGUUUUUAUGUGUGCAGUAAAAAGGAAAUUAAACUGAUGUAAAAGAUGUUUAUCAUUUAAAACAAAUUUAUAAAUCACUUGAGGCAAUUCACAUACUUGCAUACCAAUUUUGCAAACAUGAAGUACAUUGGUUGAAAUUUUA